UCUUCCAUUCAGAUUAAUUUAUAUUAUUCAAAUAUUAUUUCCCAGACUUCGUUUAGAUCUUUAAUUGGAAUCAAUUUAAACCUUCCUACACCAAAUAGUAUAAAUGCUAAUGUCCAGUUUUAGUGCACAAGGACAUAAACUCUCCUUCAUCCCUGCCUGAGCCAGUUGUUAGCCACUGACCUGCCUCUCUGCUCUAAUGUUGGACAUGGCAGUAAAGCUGGAGGCACAUGUAGCUGCUGCUGCUGCUGCUGCUGCUGCUGUUUCAUCUACUGUAUCAGUAUGUAUGUGUGAGGAAGUUGCAUGCAUUGAGCUUGACUGCUCCGCUGUGGACCCGGUGCCCUGGCCGUACAGUGUCCAUGUUGGUGUGGGAGCCUGAGGCCUGCUCCCAUACAUACUCUGGCUUUGUUGAUCCUAUUGUCUCCUGCGUCACCACACGUCGCCCGGCAAAUAAAGGCCGUCUGGCUCCAAGCUUAAAUAUUGCAGCAAACUAAAAACCAACCAUCAGAGCCGAUUCAUUCACAUCUGCUCAGUGGGGCGACAAGGACAGGGCUUUAGGUGGGAAAGAGGGCAGAAAAAAGUUCACUUUUCCCUGCCGGGUGCCAAGAGAACGGGACAGAACUCAACUUUGCCGGAGCCGCAGCUGUGUGCUACGGACCGAUCAUGGGUGACUGGAGCUUUCUGGGUAACAUUUUAGAGGAAGUUAACGAGCACUCUACGGUGAUCGGCCGGGUGUGGCUCACGGUGCUCUUCAUUUUCCGCAUCCUCAUCCUGGGCACGGCUGCAGAGUUUGUGUGGGGCGAUGAGCAGUCUGACUACGUCUGCAACACGCAGCAGCCCGGUUGCGAGAACGUGUGCUACGACGAGGCCUUCCCCAUCUCCCACAUCCGACUUUGGGUGCUGCAGAUCAUCUUCGUGUCCACGCCGUCUCUAGUUUACGUGGGCCAUGCCGUGCACCACGUCCACAUGGAGGAGAAACGCAAGGAGCGUGAGGAGGCAGAGCUCAGCCGGCAGCAGGAGCUGAGCGAGGAGCGUCUCCCUCUGGCACCCGACCAGGGAAGCGUCCGCACUACGAAGGAGACCAGCACGAAAGGCAGCAAGAAGUUCCGGCUUGAGGGCACUCUGCUGAGGACCUACAUCUGCCACAUCAUCUUCAAGACACUGUUUGAAGUGGGCUUUGUGGUGGGUCAGUACUUCCUGUAUGGCUUCCGCAUCCUGCCGCUGUAUAAAUGCAGCCGCUGGCCCUGCCCCAACACGGUAGACUGCUUUGUGUCUCGCCCCACCGAGAAGACUGUCUUCAUCAUCUUCAUGUUGGCCGUGGCCUGCGUCUCGCUGUUCCUCAACUUUGUGGAGAUCAGUCACUUGGGCCUGAAGAAGAUUCGCUUCGUCUUCCGUAAGCCAGCUCCAGCUCCGGCCCCAUCCCAAGGCGAGGCGUCAGCCCCACUGCCUCCACAAGGAAAGAGCCUGCACCCCCUGGCUGUUCCCGCUCUGCAGAGAGCGAAAGGUUACAGGUUGCUGGAGGAGGAGAAAGCUCCACCCGUAACUCACCUCUACCCGCUGUCUGAGGCCUGCAUGGAGGCCGGCAGAGGGGCCCCGCCCUUCCAGAGCCUGGACGAGAAGGUGGAGGAGGUGCUGCCCAUGGAGGACAUCUCUAAGGUGUACGACGAGACUCUGCCCUCCUACGCCCAGACCACCGAGACAAGCGGGGUGACUUUACACGAGGAGGAGGAGGUGGAGGAGGAGGCGGCCGAGGAGGUGCAGCCGCCAGAGCCGGAAGCAGAGAAGACGGAGGAGGUCGCGGAGGAGGACGCGCCAGUAGAAGACGUGAUCGACGGGGAGGUGGUAACUCCGGUGGAAGCAGGAAUGGAGGCCGCGGAUACGAUAGAAGACACCAGACCGCUGAGCCGACUGAGCAAAGCCAGCAGCAGGGCCAGGUCAGACGAUCUCACCGUAUGAACCUGUGAGAGAAAAGCACACGUACACCUGCACAAGCAAAAGAGAGAGAGAGCACACACACCUAACUCAAGACAAUGCACACUCUUGAACAGGCAGGUCGAAAAACCAAUCAACAGGGAUAGAUUGAAACAAGACAACAAGUUACAAAAAAAAAAAUCUGAGUGUUUGUGAUAAAAAUGAAACAUCAUAAAAAGUAGAAGUUAAAGACGGGAGGAGUAGGUUUUUUUUUAUCAAGUGUGUUCUUAUAUAUAAAAAGAAAAUAUGGAAAGGACACACACGGGGGGGAGGGAAAUGUUUUUACUUGAUGAAAAUUCAUGUUAAACUUUUGGAGACAUCUUUUCUAUUGAAAGAGUUAUAAUCAUACACAAUGGAGGAGUAGACAUUUUUACAUGGGGUUUGAGUAGCUCGGGGGGAAAAGAGUUAUACUAUACUUGUGUGUCUGCAGAGCAGUUCUUCUGCAACAGUUAGGCACUGACAUUCAUUCCCAUUCAGGCAGUGACAUUCUGCAAAUGCAGCAUGUGGCUGUAGGCCUUGCGGGGGGUGAAGGCUCUCGCACAUAUGACAAAGUGCGGGUCCCUUUUCAAGUAUAUCAGCUCUUUGGAAAAGACGCAGUCCGUUUUCAGGUUGAGAAGAGCCAAACUCCAUUUGCACAUUCAGACGUUUCGACUCUGUGCAAGGGCUUUAACCCUCAUAACACCUCAUCUAUGCAUCCAUUUACACGGGAUUCUUUCAAGUGAAGAGAGAUGUGCAUCAAUUUCAGAGCAUUUCUCUCCUUUUUGUGUUUAUAUACCAAGUAGCACAGGCAGAGCUGAGUUAGUGAGGGGGGGAAAAAAGGAAAAAAAAUAAAAAAAGACCACAUGUUGAAUGUCUUUUUAAAUGUGAUUCUGCAUCUCUUCAUUAUUUUAGAUUUGCUCUUGUUAUGUAGCCUUUAAGAAAGCUGUGUACUGUGAUAUCAGCCGUCAGUGGAAGAGAGAGCAGGGCUCGCUUCGCCCAAUCAGAGAAUGAACUAUGGUAGCGACCUCAGGCCAAAUCCUCUCUUUUCGUGCUGUACAAACAGGCGUCCAGCCGAUAAAGAUCACGCACCAUCAGCACAAAGUAUUGUUGGAGGCGAGACAAUAAAAGAAACCACGAUCAUCAAUGAAAACAAGCAUCCUUGACCAGGCUGUGAAAAAAAAAACCCUUCUGCUUGAUUUUAUGUGAGUGUAGUCGAUCCUUACCACGCAUGAAAACACAAUAGUUUUAGGCAGGCUUACAAAUUCAGAGAGAAACAAACAAGUAGGGUCACUGUACAUAACACCCCACGCUCAUGCCUGAUCAUGUACAUAAUGCGAGGAAAUGUAUUUCCUAAUCUCACAAACCCAACACAGUGGAGGCAGAAAAUGGCGAUGCAGCAGUACUGUGCAUCUACCCGUGCAAAGAGUUUUAAUACAAAUUACAUUAAGCCUUAAAAUUUGUUUUAUCACAGACCUUCACACGUUCUCUGGCUUUGUUUACUGUUUGAUUGCCUGUGCCUUAUCUGUAAAUGUAAAAUCUCAAAUGUUGUACAAUGUGUAGCAAGUGGUGAUAUUGCUCUGGGACCUACUGUCUGUAAAUGUUUUAUUUGCUAUUGUUUUUAUUUUUUUUAUUUGUUACUUUUCUUUCUGUAUGUGACCCCGCGGCAUGCACACAAACCCACACGCACACACACACACAUAUAAAACCAUGUCUCUGUUAUACAGCCAAGAUGGUUAAACUAUGAGCAUCAUACGUGCGUUAAGUUGCACGUUGGUGGGCACACUGACACAAUGUUUACGCCCAAACGCGCGCCUUCGUGGUACACACACAUACACACACACACACACACACACACGCACACACACCUCACAGUGUUGGUUUUGGGGGUAUGAACAAACGGUAACUCAGAAAGAAAAGGCAACUUCGACCCCUUUGUGAGCCCCAUAAUCUCCUCACCUCCCACAAUCCACUGCAGCGGAAUCUGAGCCUUCGCUGUGUCACCUGAAACACGCGAAAACGUAAAACAAUGAUGUUAUGAUCAAGGCACGACGCCGGUCCUUUUGUACAUCAACGUGACUGGUAAUGUAUGACUUUUUUGUAUUUUAAACCCGUUGCAUUGCCUUUGUGUUUGUAAGAAGACAUGAUUAAUCUUUGGAAAGAAAACAAACAAACGGGGGGAAAAAAAAAUAUAUCCUUUUUACUAACUUGUAGUCUUCUUUGCUGAUAGAUGUGUGGCAGUAUCUUCUCUUGGAAUGUGAACCGACACAAUAAAAAGUCACAAGUGGUCAA
This is a messenger RNA of Mugil cephalus (flathead mullet), 4236 nucleotides long. RefSeq names its product gap junction protein alpha 8 paralog a (gene gja8a). The transcript has 2 exons. Gene Ontology annotation, cellular component: connexin complex. NCBI's taxonomy places the organism in Eukaryota, Metazoa, Chordata, Actinopteri, Mugiliformes, Mugilidae. The record is from RefSeq and is a predicted model, not a curated record. Gene Ontology annotation, biological process: cell communication. Bases 661 to 1953 code for a protein of 430 amino acids.